Molecule: messenger RNA, 3971 nt
Organism: Anopheles darlingi
Lineage: Eukaryota; Metazoa; Arthropoda; Insecta; Diptera; Culicidae
Exons: 7
Coding region: 580-2391 (603 amino acids)
Biological process (GO): protein dephosphorylation
Cellular component (GO): cytosol
Molecular function (GO): protein tyrosine/serine/threonine phosphatase activity
Source: RefSeq, a predicted model, not a curated record
AAACAACUUCUCCGAGUGUGCGAAGCGUGGUGUACCGGUGGUAGUCCGAGACCGAAGACGUUCGGCUUUCGACCUCAUGUGAACACGGCACGACCAUAAAACAGUGGAAGCGCGUGGGCCGCGCCGCGUGGUCGAGGGUGAUGGAAAGGAUAUCAUAAAGGAUGCCACCGCUCGCCGAAGCCCAACGACUGCUUACAAGUGAUUUAGUGUGCAUAUAAGACGUCUGUGCGUGAGUGUGUGUGUGUUUGUGUGUGCCUAUGUGACCCGUGGGGGGGUCUCACCGAAGGCUUUAUGAUCACGAUGGCUGCUAGCAAGCGACGAUGCGGUGUAAAGUUGGACCAGUUGCCGGUUGGACUGCUUCUCGAACCGCAAGGAUCCACACACGAUAGAAAUCCUAGUACUACCGUCUGUUGGGCGAGUGUGUGAAACGCUCAGUAAAGUUUAGUUGUUGAUCGUUGUUGAUUGUUGUUGGACGUUGUAAAGGCGUGUUUAUUAGAAUGGAUUGCUUUCAAGAAGUUAUCGUGUAGUGGAACCCCGGGAACUGUUCCUAUUUGUUCGUGAUCCUUUUAACCGGCCAAGAUGGGGAAUGGCAUGAACAAGGUCAUGCCGGGGCUGUACAUUGGCAACUAUCGGGACUCGAAGGAUUUCCAGCAGCUGGACCGUCACGGCAUAACGCACAUCGUCUCCAUCCACGACAGUCCGCGACGUUUUCAUCCGGACAAACACUAUCUGUGCGUGAUCGCGGCGGACAAACCGGACCAAAAUCUGUCGCAGUACUUCGCCGUUUGUAACGAUUUCAUUCACUCGGCACGCCUCAAGCAGGGCAACGUGCUGAUCCACUGCCUGGCGGGCAUGUCCCGCUCGGUAACGGUGGCCGUCGCCUACAUUAUGGCCGUCACGCCACUCAGCUGGAAGGAAGCUCUGAAGGUCGUACGUGCCGGACGAUCAAUCGCAAAUCCAAACUUGGGUUUCCAGAAUCAGCUGCAGGAGUUCGAAACGAAUAAACUACUCGAGGAAAGAAAGCGGCUUAAGGAACGGUUUCCCAGUCUGGCGCUGGAAUCGUCGGACCGGGAACAGUGCUAUCUAUCGCUGGACUACUACGAGGAGCUCCUGGAGAGUAAGGGUGUCUGCGAGGGUCACUGCAAGUUCGGUAAAGACUGCCCAACCGGAAUCUGCCGGCAGGAUUCGCGAGGAGGCGCCGGCACCGGUGGUGGUGGCCGGGCAAACCGGAAGUCGAGUCUAGCGUCCAAAAAGCAAUACAACACGUCCCUGUCGACGUCACCUUCGAGCUCGUCGCAGCUGUCGGUACGCAGUGUCGGUUCGGCCGGCGGUGCCCAGUCCUGCCCUACGUCACCCCGCUGCGGUAAGGCUUCAGCGGCCCAGCGAAGAUCGACCGGGGAGCCCGGCAGCGGACCGGCCGGUAGCCGUAUGCCCGACAAUCCCCGGGCGGCCGGUGAGUAUGCGGCCGAAAUAGACAUCGGGGAGCUGUCGGAGCUCCGGCGCAGUAGCAGCAUCGUGAGCACGUACCGGCCACGCAGCAGUCCCGCGGGACUAUACUCCUACACGGGAUCUGCACCACCGUCCAUACACGGAUCGAGGGUUGACCUGAGUGGUGGCGUCAGUGGAGGCACCGGAUCCGCCAUCUAUCUUGGUUCGUCUAGCGGAGGUGGUGGUGGUGGUGGUGCCGGAACCGGUAGCUCACCAGGACCGUGCCGUCGGUUGAGUAUGCGCUCGACUCCGAAAUCAACGCCCGAAUCCUCCCCGAAGGCAUCGCCCAAGAAAAGUGCGACCACUCCGGGCAAGAUGGCGGCCAGUGCGUCACCGAAAAAGACUGCCGCGGCUAGUCCCAACAUCGGUGGCCGGAAAGGGACAUCUGGAGCUUCACCAUCCAGCAGCAGCAGCAACGCUUCACAACCGUCACCUGCUGCUGCCGCCAUCACAACUGCUCAACCUGCCAAAAAGGAGACGAAUGCCAGUGGCAAAGCGACUGCCUCCAAAACCACCGUCCCAAGUAAUAGUAAUACCGCCAUGACCCCUGGUAGCACGACGACUAGCACUGCGACAAGUACUACUAGCACUACUACUACUACUACCACUUCUACUAUUGCUGCUACUAAGGCCAAAGCCGCUACUACGCCCAGUAGUGCAAGGCGUUCCGAGGUCCCGACGACACGUACACCUUCGAUUGUGAUAGACAUUGGUGCGAAUCGUCCCGAUUGCGUUACAGCUUCCACCGGCAAAGCGAAGAAGGAUAUGAAAGAUGGCUUCAGUACCAAGGAUGGUCAAGGUGCUGAAGGUGUUGCCAAUACUAAUAGGAACAGUGAGACGACGGUUACUCGCCAGACAGUUACGAGUAAUAAUGCCAGUAAUCGGGACGCGCGGAAAGAGUAGUGGACCAGGUGCGCAGAAUCCUUGGGAGAAAUCAUUUGUGAAAACUCUUGGCUUUAAGAGACGCUUGAAAGGAAGGAAGGAAGGAACAGCCCGAACGGGUGGUAAUGCGGGAACGCUCAAUAUCUUAGCUAAGUCACUCAAAUCACAUAAUCACACUCAUAGCGUAGGUUAGCGAACUGACUUCCCAUAUUAUAUGCGGUCCCUUUUUCAACAAAAUUCCUACGCCAAAGAGCGUCCCCAUAGUAGCUACUAUCAGACUAACGCUGCUACGAGCGCUUUAUGUGUGCAUCAAUUUUGGGGGAGGGGACACAAUUUUACUGUUCGGUUUCGAAAACCAGCCAAGAUUCCUUAAUUCGGUGAUGGUUUUGUGCAUCACAAAACUGGUGCAAUGCAGGGGUGUUGGUUGGUGGAAACUUUAGUGGAGAGGAGGGAACGCACGCGUGCUUCUUGUUGGUGUGAUAGCUUUGGAGGGAGCGGUCUGCGCAGGAAUCGCGGACAAUUGUUGGCAUGUUUAAUAUGAAAUAUUAUGGGAAUAUGAAAAUGAAAUCAAAUAAGGCAUAAGAACGGUACAGGGAAGGAGAUGAAACUAAUUGUUUAACAUUUGGACGCAUCAAUCAUCAUUGAAAAAUGGCAUCCAGCGACCAGUAUUUAGCAACGUACAAAACAUAUUUACAACACGUUUUUUCAACAUGAAAACUCACAAAAUGAAAUAAGUAUCACAGUUGACUUGUUUUUUUUUGUAGAUGCUCCUUCACCUGAAACAUAGUGCUACCGGUAUGUUGGAUUUGUUAUUUGUGAAAGCCAAACAACUUACUAGAACAAAUAGAAAACCUUUGUUUCGAGCGAUCUAGCUGCAGCACAAAACUCACGUACAGCAAUUGUGUGAUGACCACGGAUAACCACAUCAUUAUCAACUUCAUCAUCAACAGCAGCAGCAGCAGCAGUAAUUAUACGUACGCUUCGCGAUUGUAGCUUUAGCUUUAGCAGAAUGCGCCAUUUCAAGCAUUGCUCGGCGGAGGGAAGAAGAAUCAAUCACUAGCUUAUAUUUGUUCCGGUUUGGGCAUUAGAGAGAUCAAAAGAAGCACAGGAAGAUAGACGGCAAGGGAUAAAGAGAAGAGGCGAGGAGAAUGGCGAGACGGGUGGGGCGUCGCCGAAUGCAAUAAUAUACAUAUGACGGGUUAGCAAUCCUACAGUGGGUGUCGGAUGUCGAAUGUGGCUAAAAAGCUGAUAAAUGAAUGGCACAAACAGAUUAGAUUGUUGGACGAUUGUUGGAAUGGAAUGUAUUUAAAAACGGUUGAUCAAUAGGAAUGUUAAAUGAAGGAUAAGCGAUCCUGCCCUGGAGGCGCACAAUACACACACACACACACACUUACACGAACACACCCAGAAGCACACAUACACACGCUGAUAAACACACUUACACACAAAUCGAAAUGAUAUAUUUAUAUUUAGCUGUUUUAUACAUUUAUUUUGAUAUGAAAAACCAAAACCCAACUGUGAAGCAGAACAAGCGGAUUGUUUGAAGCCGGGAAGCAGGGGGGGGCAAUUCAAAUCGGUUCCAAAAUAAAAAAAAAGCUUAU